AAAAUUUGAGGUAUAGAAUACAGAGACUAUGGAGUGGCAGGAGAAAAUGGCUGGCCCUUUCAUGAGUUGGGCAAAGCCAUGUGAACCAGUAUACUCAAAUAUACCCAACCACCAGACAUCAAUACCCCACAUAGCCACUGGAAAGGCCACACUCACCAGCAUAGAUAGCACUUCCUUCAGAAACUCUAUAUAUAUAAACAUCAAAAUGAGCCUUCAAACACCAAAUUCAACUCAUUUCAAGUACUACAUCCUCUUAUAGUUAGCUCCUGACCUUUUUGACACUCUUUUCAUCUCAAGAAAAUGGGGAUUCGGUUUCUAUCUUUGGUUCCUCAUGCCAAGCAAAUUCUGAAGAUGCAGUCAGGUUUCACCAAAAACCAGUUGGAUGUUCCGAAAGGCCAUGUUGCAGUUUAUGUGGGAGAGAUCCAAAGGAAGCGGUUCGUGGUUCCAAUAUCUUACCUAAACCAUCCAUCGUUCCAGCAACUGCUCAGUCACGCAGAGGAGAAGUUUGGAUUCCAUCAUCCUCAAGGGGGACUAACAAUUCCUUGCAAAGAAGAUGCCUUCAUCGAUCUUACUUCUAGACUGCAAGUAUCUUGAAGGAUGAACAGCAAUGCUCAAGCUGCAAUUUUCUACAACCUUUUCUGGUUGUUUCUGACUCAAUUGUAUUUUGACCCAUACUAGAAUGUUGUAGAAUGGAAUGCCUUUCUUGCCUGUAAAUGAGUGGCAUUGUAAUGGCGCAUUUACCAACAGAAGUGAAUCAAAAGAAAACACAAAUUUAGCAUCAAUUUCUAUAUAGCCUUUUCUUUUCUGCUUUA
Cucurbita maxima (winter squash) is the source of this 812-nucleotide messenger RNA. RefSeq names its product auxin-responsive protein SAUR24-like. The record is from RefSeq and is a predicted model, not a curated record. Lineage: Eukaryota; Viridiplantae; Streptophyta; Magnoliopsida; Cucurbitales; Cucurbitaceae. The transcript has a single exon. Gene Ontology annotation, biological process: response to auxin. Bases 301 to 594 code for a protein of 97 amino acids.